Messenger RNA from Chondrus crispus (carragheen), 2055 nucleotides. RefSeq lists its product as hypothetical. The transcript has 2 exons. NCBI's taxonomy places the organism in Eukaryota, Rhodophyta, Florideophyceae, Gigartinales, Gigartinaceae. Gene Ontology annotation, molecular function: peptide-methionine (S)-S-oxide reductase activity; glutathione disulfide oxidoreductase activity. Gene Ontology annotation, biological process: cellular response to oxidative stress. The record is from RefSeq and is a predicted model, not a curated record. The coding region runs from base 1 to 1671 and encodes 556 amino acids. Gene Ontology annotation, cellular component: cytoplasm.
AUGGGUAACAAGACAAUGAAGCCGUCCUCGACCUCCGCCUCGGCCUCGGACCUAGUGGAGAGCGCCAUCGCGUCGCACCCGGUCGUCAUAUUCUCCAAGACCUACUGCCCGUACUGCACGAAGGCGAAGACCUCUAUCUCGCGCGCAGGCGCGUCAGUCGCCUCCUUCACCCCGCCGAAGGUCUACGAGCUCAACCGCAUGGGCGCGCUGGGCGCCCAAGUCCAGGCCUACUUGGCCGAGAAGACGUCGCGCCGCACUGUGCCCAACGUCUUCAUCGGCGGCCGCUCAGUCGGUGGCGGCGACGAGACCGCCCAGUUCGAGCGCAGCGGCGUGCUCAAGCAGAUGCUCACGCAGGCCCCGGACCGCCUCGCCGAGCUGCACCCGGCCCCACAAUCGCCGGAGCCGAAGCCGGAGCCGGCGCUCGCCCCGCCCGCCCCUCAGCCCGCCCCUCAGCCCGCCCCGCCCGCCCCGCAGCAGCUCGUCGAGGACGCCGUGCGGAACAACCCCGUCGUCGUCUUUUCGAAGAGCUUCUGCCCGUACUGCGUCGCCGCCAAGGACAACAUCGCCGCCGCCGCGCAGCAUGUCCCAGCCUUCGACGCCCCCAAGACCUUCGAGCUCGACCACAUGGGUGAGGAAGGGUCCCAGAUACAGGCCUACCUCGCAGAGAAGACCGGCCGCACCACCGUCCCCAGUGUCUUCAUCGCGGGGCAGUUCGUCGGAGGCUCCGACGAUGUCGCUGCCCUCGCCGCCAGCAACGAGCUUGUCACCCGCAUCGCCGAGGCCGUGAAGAGCCCUGCCGACCAACCGGGCCCGCCGCAACGCCCUGCGGAAAAGCUUGUCGAGGAGGCUAUCGCGGCCAAUCACGUCGUCAUGUUCAGCAAGACCUACUGCGGAUUUUGCCACCGCGCAAAAGCCACCCUGCAGGAAGCUGCCCGCGGCCUUGAUACCGCCCCACCACCCAAGGUCUUCGAGGUAGACGAGAUGGGCGCGCUGGGCGAAGACGUCCAGCAGUAUCUCUUCGAGAAGACGGGGCAGCGCACCGUUCCGAACAUUUACAUCGCGCGCAACCACAUUGGUGGAAGCGAUGACCUCUCCAGUUUUUCGGAGAGCGGAGCGCUCAAGCAGGCUCUGCACCCCGCUCCGGUGCAGUUGACGCGUUCUGGGAGCGACGGGCCGAUUCUCAAGACAAUCGUGCUCGGCGCCGGCUGCUUCUGGGGGGUCGAGCUCGCGUUCCAAAGGGUCGUCGGUGUCGUAGACACAGAGGUAGGCUACUCGAAUGGGAAGUUUGGCAGUGUCAGCUACGAGGCCGUGUGUUCUGGCAUGACGGGCUCGGCUGAGGUCGUGCGUGUCACGUAUGACGAGCGACAGAUUUCCGUCACCCAAUUGCUCGAGGUCUGGGAGAGCAGGCACGAUCCGACGUCAUUGAAUAAGCAGGGAAAUGAUACCGGGACGCAGUAUCGCAGCGGUGUGUAUUUUUAUGAUGAGGAUCAAAUGGUGGAGAUUAAUGAGUGGAGCGCCGACGCGAGGAGAAGGCUAUCGAAGCCCGUCGCCACUGAGAUUGCAAAGGUGCAAAACUAUUGCAAGGCGGAAGGGUAUCAUCAGCAGUACCUUGAGCGGAAGGGGCAGAGUGCGAAGAAAGGUGCGCUUACCAAAAUCAGGUGCUAUGGAUAACGCGUCAACGUGCUGCAGUUUUUUUUUUUUUGUCGGCACGGCAAAGCGUGAAGCCAAGUCUGUGGAGCGAAGUCUCAUACGCUGAACCUUUUUCCGGUGAAGCAUUGAGGGUGGCGCGAUUGGAGUCAUGAAUGGGCGGCUUCACUGCAUUCCGAACCCGCCAUCCUGGGCACGUAUGUGUGUGUAGGUUCGGACUCAUAUUGCGCAUGACGUUGUCACAAUUGCCGAGUUGGAUGGACCAGUUUUGUCGAGAUGAUACAUAUACCGUAAUAUGCCGUUCACACACACUAUCACGCAAGAUAGUCGAUGCGUCUCCAUGUGAGACCUUUUUGUUUUUUUGUAUGUACAGGAUCGGUAAAGAAGUUUUAAUGCUAACGGCGUCUA